AUGCUGGGUGUGGCCAACGGUGUUAGUGGUGUGGCCAACGGUGUUAGUGGUGUGGCCAACGGUGUCAGUGGUGUGGCCAGGGGUGUCAGUUGUGUGGCCAGGGGAGUCAGUGGUGUGGCCAGGGGUGUCAUUGGUGUGGCCAGGGGUGUCAGUGGUGUGGCUAGCAGAGCUGGUGUGGCCAACACUGUAAGUGGUGUGGCCAGAGGUGUAAGUGGUGUGGCCAGGGGUGUUACUGGUGUGGCCAACGGUGUAAGUGGUGUGGCCAACUCUGUAAGUGGUGUGGCCAACGGUGUUAGUGGUGUGGCCAGGGUUGUUACUGGUGUGGCCAACGGUGUCAGUGGUGUGGCCAACUCUGUAAGUGAUGCAGGAGUUAACGUGGCCAGCUAUUGA
Messenger RNA from Physella acuta, 390 nucleotides. Its product is annotated as putative PE-PGRS family protein PE_PGRS10. The record is from RefSeq and is a predicted model, not a curated record. Lineage: Eukaryota; Metazoa; Mollusca; Gastropoda; Physidae.